AUGGACUCAGCCAGCGACAAUUCCGAGAAAAAGGACGCCCAUAUACAUGCUUCUAGCACCGUACACAGCUACGACGUCGACGUCGGUGCUCAGCUGAUUGCUGAGACAGACAGUUCCCUAACUCCACAGGAGGCCUCUCGGCUGAGGGCCAAGAUUGAUUGGCAUGUUUUACCAUUCAUGUGCAUCAUGUACUUAAUCACGUUCAUGGAUAAAACAACUCUGGGAGAGGCAGCGGUGCUGGGCAUAAUGGAUGGUGCACAUCUAACUGCAAACCAGUACAACUGGCUUGGCACAAUAUUUUAUCUGAGCUACCUCGUUUUUCAAUACCCUCAGAACUUGGCGUUGCAGCGCUUCCCUGUUGGAAAAUGGAUGAGCAUCAAUAUAUUUUUGUGGGCCGUGGUCCUGCUAUGUCAUGCUGCUUGCAAAUCUUUCGGAUCAUUGUUUGCGGUGCGCUUCUUGCUGGGGAUGUUCGAAGGCGCUGUUACGCCCGGCUUCAUGAUUGUCACAUCCAUGUUCUAUACUCAUGCCGAGCAAACGAGGCGUGUCGGUUAUUGGUUUUUGAUGAACGGUUUUGCUGUGAUUAUUUUGGGCUUUAUUAGUUUUGGUCUCCUUCACACGCAUACAGCCUUCAUGCCCUGGCAAUGGCUCAUGAUUAUCACUGGAACCAUUACAUUGAUCACCUCUGUGCUCUUCUGGUUCUUCUUCCCUGAUUCGCCCACAACUGCAUGGUUCUUAACUCCAGAAGAGAGAGUUGCGGCGAUUCGCAGAAUUCAAGUGAAUCAAAGUGGCGUAGAGAACAAACGUUUCAAGAAAGAACAGUUCCUCGAAACUGUGAAGGACCCAAAGACGUGGUUGAUGGCAUUCUUUGCAGGGUCUGCAAACAUCGUGAACUCUCUCACCAAUCAACGUCAAUUGAUUGUCUCACAAUUCGGGUUCAAUGGUAUCCAGACAACUCUUCUUGGCUGUGUUGAUGGUGCGGUCGAAAUUCUCGCCAUUUGGCUGGGAGUCACGGUUCUUGUUCCACAGCCAUCCAUCGGCAGGUCAUAUGCUGGUGUACUAAUGUACAUUCCUGGGAUACUUGGCUCGAUACUCGUUAGCACACUUCCGUUCUCUAACAAAAUAGGUUUACUAUUCUCAUACUGGAUUUCAAUCUUUGCGAUUGCACCAUUUCCUAUCUUCCUUGGUUGGGUUAGUUCGAUAACAUCCGGACACACGAAACGGAUUACCACCAAUGGCAUCGUCCUGUGCUCGUAUGCGGUUGGCAAUGCCGUCAGUCAGUUUAUGUGGCAGGCACAGUAUCAACCCAGGAACCACAUUCCAUGGGCUGUGAUCACAUCAUGCAAUUUUGCUGCCGGUAUCGCGUUGGUGGUUCUUCGUUUCAUGUUCGCCAGUGAGAACAGGAAACGAGAACGAGAAACCCCCGACAAGCAUGAUGCCGUGUACAUACGAGACGAAUCGGGUACGGAGAGGAAGGUCGACAAAGCCUUCCUUGAUCUCACGGACAAACAAAAUCGCGACUUCCGCUAUGUUCUGUAG
Suillus fuscotomentosus is the source of this 1536-nucleotide messenger RNA. RefSeq names its product major facilitator superfamily domain-containing protein. The record is from RefSeq and is a predicted model, not a curated record. Bases 1 to 1536 code for a protein of 511 amino acids. The transcript has 16 exons. Lineage: Eukaryota; Fungi; Basidiomycota; Agaricomycetes; Boletales; Suillaceae. Gene Ontology annotation, molecular function: transmembrane transporter activity. Gene Ontology annotation, cellular component: membrane. Gene Ontology annotation, biological process: transmembrane transport.